CCCGUCCGGUGUGCAGUGCAGUCCCGUCGCACUUCUUCUUCUUCUUCCUCCCGAACCCAACCCCAACACGACCUCAGGUCACCACCACCCCCCCGAGAGACCUCGCCCAACAUGCUCACCCGCUUCAUCACCGACGUAUCAACGCGCUUCAACCCUUUCUCGGCCAAGGCCAAGGCCGCCCGGCUCUUCCUCUCCUUCCUCCCUCCCAACGCCCGCUCCAAUGGCAUGAACAUCACCACCCAGCUUCUGCCGCGGAAUUCCACCGAGACUCCUUUGCUCUAUGUCAAGUUCAAGGACGGCAAGGAAAUGAACCUCGACGUUGAGAACAUGGGCAUCAAAAGCAUUGUCGAGGAGGUGGAUCGCCACUCUCGUAUUCUUCAGAAGCAGGCCGACUUGAACGACGGUUGAACGAAUCUCUUGU
Messenger RNA from Neurospora tetrasperma FGSC 2508, 421 nucleotides. RefSeq lists its product as uncharacterized. Gene Ontology annotation, cellular component: mitochondrial large ribosomal subunit. The coding region runs from base 112 to 408 and encodes 98 amino acids. The record is from RefSeq and is a predicted model, not a curated record. Lineage: Eukaryota; Fungi; Ascomycota; Sordariomycetes; Sordariales; Sordariaceae. The transcript has 2 exons. Gene Ontology annotation, molecular function: structural constituent of ribosome.